Messenger RNA from Liolophura sinensis, 4596 nucleotides. Its product is annotated as DNA replication ATP-dependent helicase/nuclease DNA2-like. Bases 1 to 4596 code for a protein of 1531 amino acids. The transcript has 33 exons. Gene Ontology annotation, cellular component: cytoplasm. The record is from RefSeq and is a predicted model, not a curated record. Gene Ontology annotation, biological process: replication fork reversal. Lineage: Eukaryota; Metazoa; Mollusca; Polyplacophora; Chitonida; Chitonidae. Gene Ontology annotation, molecular function: single-stranded DNA helicase activity; 5'-flap endonuclease activity.
AUGGGAAAGCAGGUGAAGAAAUCUGGAGGAAAGGACACCUGGCUAAACCUGUGCAUGAUCCAUCCAUUAAGGAUUCUCUUGUUGGAUCCGGGGGCCUCCGUGGCUCAGUUGAGGGAGGUUGUUGGCAGUCAGAUGAAGAUAUCAUCCUUCUUUGAGAAUGGAUCAACUAAAGAGAAUAAGCCAAAGGACAGCCUUCUGUUUCGGCAGAUUGGGGCAGGAGGGAGACAGAAAGCCUCUGGGAAAACAAUUUUAGGAAAACCAGUCACAAAAUCUGCUGAAGAUGAGAGCACCAUGACAUGUGAUGAACAGAAGAGAGUUAGUAAGGGAGAGAAUUCAGACAGUGAGAGAAAGAAUCCACACAUCAAGGAACUUUCGCCAAAACAAACUCUAGUCAUUCCUGAAACUCAGUGUCUGGAUUCUACUUCCAAAGUGGACUCAGUUUCUGAUGAUACCUCAAUUGUUGAUAAUGUGAUCAGUGAUGACAAUGAUGAUAGUCUUAUCCCAGACACACCUGAAAUUCCAGCACCCAGUCGUCCGAAGCCAUUUAAUCGUAGUUUUCUUAGACCGAUGACUCUCUUAACAAAGCAACCAGGACUGAAAACCCCGCCUAGUAAAGCAGAAGUAGAACAAAUAAGGAGGCUGGCACAGCUUAAAAGAAAAAAGCCUCAAUGUGCUGUGUCUGUGACAUUUAACUCUUCUGAAAACGGAGGGAAGGUUUUGGUUAAUGGAAAUGAAUAUAGCUCAGGUAAUUUAUUAGAAAAACCUGAUGUUGCAUCACGGAGUCCAGAGUCGCAGAAUGCUACGAGCAAGAGUCCCACGACUCCAGAGGAAAGAACGACGUCACGGAAACGAUCGGCUGUUCCAGGAAUUUCCCCUAGUCCAAAGCGUGCCUCAAAUAAACCAAUGAGAUCUGGUGAAGCUUUGUCUCCGAUUAUUUUUAGAAAGACAACUUCUUCAGUUUCCAAAGGCACAUGUCAUGAAAGAAAAUCAAGCACCCCCAAGGGAAGACAACACCAACUCUCCAGUAAGCAGGUGAAGAGGCUGAACUCUUAUCAGUGCUCCAUGCAGCGCAAAACAAAUGUUAUUGAGGACACGAGUAUAACCUGCGCUGACGAUGAUGUUUUAGCUGACAUUCUAGGAGAAUUACAUACGCAACUUAAUAAAAGUGCGCCAUCAAAAACGCAUAAAACUGUGAAGAAAAACUCACCCAGAAUCAAAAAUGGAGAAACUGCUAUUCGGAAGGAUGUUACCUCAUCUUUAGAGUGUAAAGAUGAUGUUUCCAUGGAAACUAUUCCCAUGGUAACCAGUGAAACUGUUCCCAAGGUAACCAGUGACCAUGUUGAUAAAAGAAUAUCAAACAGUCCAAAGGCUAUGAAGGGGAAUGAGCUUCCUGACGAUGAAAUUCUUUCAAACAAAAAUUUUGAUGCGAAUCCAGAUAAUGACUGUUCUAUGGAUGUGGCAGCCAAUUUACCAACACAAAGUGAAGAACUGUGUGAAGAGUUCAAUUCUCUCUCACCUUUCAAAGUCAUGUCAAGGUCGCAAGAGGAACCCAUGUAUGACCCCAGGUCCCUGACCCCACCUGCUGAGGAGUUUGGGCGCCAUAGGGUCACCUCCGUUACUUUUGACAGUCAAAGGCAGGAGUUACUUCUUGGGGUUGAAUCCAGCACUGAUUGUAUAAGAAGGAUCUGUCACUUACAAGGUUUUUGGUGUGAUACGAAGGUUCAGGAGGGUGACCUUGUCAAUAUUCUAGGUGUGACCUUUGACCCUGAAGGUCAUUGUCAUAUCACAGACAGCCAGGGUCUCAUCGUGGUCCAUCCGGAUCGUUUGAUCUCUGGAACAUCUGUAGUUUCCGGGGUGCAGUGUUUGCGCAGAUCAGUGCUGAAUGAAAUAUUCAAGGGUUGUGACAGCUCAAACAUGUACAUGUUGUAUGGUAGUAUCAUCCACUCCUUCUUUCAAGAGGCUGUACAGAAGGGUGUGUUCGAGAGUAAAAAACUGACAGAGGUUGCCAGAGGGGUCAUGCAACAGAACAAGUUCCUCCAUGAAAUGUAUUCACAAAAUGCUACUGAGGACACAGUACAGGCUGAGGUCGUCAAGUACAUUCCACCAUUCCAAGCAUGGUUGCAGAAGUUCACUAAUAUUGGCAGAUUUGCUCUGGGCUCUCAGAGACCUGAAUCUGGAAUUACGGUAACUAAAGUGAGAGAUAUUGAAGAGAACAUCUGGUCCCCAAGGUUUGGAGUGAAAGGGAAGAUUGACUUGACAGUUGAUGUUAAGAUCUGGGGCAAGUCCGGAAAAUCUGAAACAAAAGUUGUCCCCCUUGAAUUGAAGACUGGCAAGGCAACCUAUUCAGCUGAACACAAGGGGCAGGUAACUCUAUAUUCCAUGAUGAGCUCCGAUAGACGGGACGAUCCAGGCCAGGGGCUGUUGCUUUAUCUGAAGGAAGGCAGCAUGCAGGCAAUCUCAGUUAAUAACGCUAACAAAGGUGGACUAAUACAGCUUCGGAAUGACAUGAGCAACUACCUACAUCAUCGACUCCAGGCGGUAACCAGUGACGACGGCAAAGAGACGCACGUGAUUGGUCGACUCCCUGAUCCUAUCCACAGCCGUAGAACUUGUGAGAAAUGCCCGCAGAUCCUCAACUGUGCUGUCUAUUUACGAGAAUUAGAGAAGAGAGAGUUUUCUGGUGGUCAUCCAAUGACAGAGCUAAUUCCUGCAACCUUAUCACACCUGAGUGCAGCUCACCUGAACUACUUUACCGACUGGUGUCUUAUGCUGGAGCUUGAGUCUGCGCAGGGAACGGGCGGAAAAAAUGUGCAGGAAAUCUGGACACUCCCAGCUACAGAAAGGGAGAAGUCUGGUGACUGCUUGAGUGGUAUGGUACUCUCCUGUGCAGAGUGUGUGGAUAGCAACCAGUACAUUCUUACCUUCUGCCGGCAUCAUGGCCAUCCAAGCUUCCAUUCAGCUUGGUUGGAUAAGUGUGGAUUGUCCCUAAAUGACACCUUAGUGAUCAGUGCUGAAAAUAAGCCUCUGAUAGCUUUGUGUAUGGGCAUUUGUGUAAGCCUUACAAGGGACCACAUUAAAAUAUCCACUGACAGGGACUUAUCUGUACCCAGCAUGGCAGAUUUGGUGUACAGGCUUGAUAAGUGUGAUAUCUUCAACACCAUGGGGCUUUACUUUACUAACUUAUCCAGACUUAUGGCAGAUAACCCAGUCAGUGGUAACCUUAGGAGAUUGCUGAUUGACGUUGACAAGCCAUUGUUCUUACCAACAAUGUCAAAAGGUGUUAUAGAGAAAGUUCGUUCAGUAUUCAAGUCAUUAAACAAGCCCCAGAAGACCGCUAUACUAAAGGUGUUGAUGUCUAAAGAUUACAUACUUAUUAAAGGCUACCCUGGAACAGGGAAAACAUCAACCAUUGUGGCUCUAGUCAAGAUUCUGAAGCUCCUUGGUCAUUCUGUACUUCUGGCCAGUUACACUCACUCGGCUGUCGACAACAUUCUUCUCAAACUGAAAAGGGACGGGUUGAAGUUUCUGCGUCUUGGUAGAAUCGCCCGCAUCCAUUCAGCAAUUCAUCCAUUUGCUGCCGAGAAUCUGGUGAAGAAUUUGACGAGCGUAGCUGAUUUGCGCAGUUUCUAUGCAGCACAGGACAUAGUUGCGACGACCUGUUUGGGUAGCAAUCAUGUGACCUUCAGUCAGCGUAAGUUUGACGUCUGUAUCGUGGACGAGGCGUCCCAGGUCUUGCAGCCUGCCUGUCUGGGUCCACUGUUCUCUGCUGACAGAUUCGUCCUGGUUGGAGAUCAUAAACAACUUCCUCCCGUCGUUCAGAGUAGAGAAGCCAAGAACCUGGGUAUGACAGACAGUUUGUUCAGUCGGUUAGACACCUCAGGUGUCACAUAUGAGCUCAAUCUUCAGUACAGGAUGAACAGCCCUAUCAUGGAACUGAGCAAUGAACUAAUCUAUGGAGGGGCUUUGAAGUGUGGGAACGAAUCUGUAGCCACUUCCCGUUUGAAGCUUUCAGCAGCUUCUGAGAAACUUCAGAAAAUGUCCAGUGUAUCAUGGAUCGUGACCUCACUGAGUGAGAAGAUUGAACACGCAGCCAUCUUUCUGGACACAAACAAGGUUCCUGCUCCAGAGAGCAAAGACUCAACUGGUUUGAUCAAGAACGAUGUGGAAGCAGAAUUAGUGACAGUUCUGGUGAAGGCGUUUGUCAUGGCUGGAGUUGAUCCUGAUGAAAUUGGAGUUAUCGCCCCUUAUAGGAAUCAAGUCAAAGUUAUACAGUCUAUGUUGAACUCUUGUAACCAUGGUGACAUAGAGGUGAACACUGUGGACCAAUACCAAGGCAGAGACAAAAGUGUUAUUAUUAUCUCCUUUGUGAAGAGUUCCACAAGUGAUAAUGCUGCUGCAGGAGAGCUCCUCAAAGAUAUCCGCAGACUGAAUGUUGCAGUGACACGAGCUAAGCAUAAACUGGUUCUUCUUGGUGACAGGCAGACACUGAACCUGUAUGAACCGGUUCUGAAGAUUCUGUCUGUGGUGGAGAAAAACAACCAGAUAAUUGCCUUACCGGAAGCUGCUCAUAAGGAUCUUCAUCUGCAGUCAUCUUAA